CUCCAUUGGCAGCGACCGGAGGCCUCCCCGCGGCCAUUGGUGGCCGCCGGGCAGGGUGUGGGCCUUGCUCCGGGAGAGCCGGGGCCACCAUGGCGGGGAGGGGGCCCGGAGACUCUGCAAGAGCAUGCUCUCAAGAUAACACCUGCAGAGGAGAGAGAAACUGUUCCUGCUUUUCGUCUUCUGACUUUUACUCCAGUCUUGGAUUGAAAGGCUUUGACUUUCUAGGUGACACUUCUGGAACAGAGGAGGAUACAGAGUCAACUAUCCUAUAUGGAACUUUGCGAGGAAGCAUUGUUGGAUUACGAUACUACACAGGGAUUGUUAGUAACAAUGAAAUGGUUGCACUUCAGAGGGAGCCCAAUAAUCCUUAUGAUAAAAAUGCAGUGCAAGUAAAUAAUGUGAAUGGAGAUCAGGUAGGCCAUAUCAAAAAAGAACUUGCGCCAGCAUUGGCUGAGAUUAUGGACAACAAACUAGCAGUAGUUGAAGGGGUUGUCCCGUAUGGAGCAAAAAAUUCGUUCACCAUGCCUGUGGAAAUGAGCUUUUGGGGAAGAGAAGAAAAUAAAGAAGCAGUGCUAGAUCAACUAAAAAGGCAUGGAUUUAAGUUGGCUCCUCCUCCAAAAGGUUCAGAAGAUGGUUUUGAAUCAAAGUGGAUUUCUGGGAGAGCUGGUCCAAGCUACAGCGCUCCGGUUCAUGCUGCUGUGCAAUUGACAACUGAACAGCUUAAAGGUGAAUUUGACAAAUUGUUUGAGGACCUAAAGGAAGACGAUAAAACUUGUGAAAUGGAAGCAGCAGAGGCUGUUGGUACACGUUUACUUCCUCAUCAGAAGCAGGCCUUAUGUUGGAUGGUUUCACGUGAAAACAGUAAUGAUUUGCCACCAUUCUGGGAAGAGAGAAGUAACUUCUAUUACAAUACACUGACAAAUUAUGCAGAAAAGAAACGACCUAAAAAUGUUCUUGGAGGAAUACUGGCUGAUGAUAUGGGACUGGGUAAAACACUUACUACUAUUGCAUUGAUUCUCACAAAUUUUCAAGAUGGCAAGCCCCUUCCUGUUGAAAAGAUCGCAAGUGAUAAAUUUUAUGAGGAAUCUGGUACUAACAGCAUGAGCAGCGUUGGACGCAGACUUUGUAAAGACUCUAGCAAUGUGAUGGAGCCUGGUGUUUCUAAUGUAAAAAAGUUUGGAACUACUCCGUUGAAAUACUCGAGUUGUCUUCCUAAAAGAGAUAAAGCUAAGAAACCCAGAUAUUUGGGAAGCAGUGACUUGGAAGAGUCUGAAGAACAGCAAUUGCAACGAACAGAAACAACUUCUUGUGUUAACCAAGAAGAUUCAGGCUUUGCAUCUGUUCUUCUACCUUCAUCUGCUUGUUUAAAAAGACAAAGAAGGAGAAAAGGUACUGCUAGUGUUCAGUCAGUUGAGAAGAAAUAUUCUGAUGAUGGCCCCAGAGCAACACUGAUUGUGUGCCCACUGUCUGUCCUAAGCAACUGGAUUGAUCAGUUUGAACAACAUAUCCACCAAGAUUUUAAUGUAAAGAUUUAUGUUUAUUACGGUUCUGAGCGUAGCAAAGACCCAUCAGUUCUUUCAGAACAAGACGUUGUAUUGACAACAUACAGCAUUUUAGCUACUGACUAUGGGAUCAGAGGUAAUAGCCCUUUACACAAAGUCAAGUGGCUGAGAAUUGUGUUGGAUGAGGGGCAUGCUAUACGAAACCCAAAUGCUCAGCAGACUAAAGCUGCCUUAAAUCUGGAGGGACACAGAAGAUGGGUACUUACAGGCACUCCUAUUCAGAAUUAUGUAAAAGAUUUGUGGUCUCUUAUUUCCUUCUUAAAACUGAAACCUUUUGCUGAUCGAGAGUGGUGGCACAGAACAAUUCAACAUCCAGUCACAAUGGGAGCUCCAGGAGGACUUUGGCGUUUACAGUCUCUGAUUAAGAGUAUUACCCUUAGAAGAUCUAAAACAAGUCAAGUUAAAGGAGCACCGAUUUUGGAUUUACCAGAACGUAAAGUACUUAUUCAGUAUGUUACGCUUACAGAGGAGGAGAGACAAAUCUACCAGUCUGUGAAGAAUGAGGGCAAAGCUACUAUUAGCAGAUUUUUCAAUGAAGGGAAUGUACUAGCUCAUUAUGCUGACAUCCUUGGAGUUCUACUCAGAUUAAGACAGAUUUGUUGUCAUCCUCAUCUUUGUAUAAAUACCUCUUCUAGUUUUUCAAAUGAUAGUAGAACUCCUGAAGAACUGCAUGUGAGAUUAGUGAGUAAAAUGAAGUUGGUUCUGAGCUCUGGUUCAGAUGAAGAAUGCGCAGUUUGCUUGGAAUCAUUGACUCUUCCUGUGAUAACACACUGUGCACAUGUGUUUUGUAAACCAUGUAUUUUUGAAGUCCUCAGAAAUGAACAGCCAAAUGCCAAGUGCCCUCUCUGUAGGAAUGAACUUCAAGUAGAGCACUUGGUGGAAUGUCCUCUAGAAGAAGAAAUAGACUCCAGUAGUGGAAAGAAGCCUGAUCAGGAGUGGAUAUCCAGUUCAAAGAGAAUCAGGGUUUGCCUUUACUCGUUUGGAUGGGUCAAUGGCACAGAAGAAAAGAGUGGAAGCAGUUCGGUGUUUCCAAAGCAACCAAGCAGGGUCUGCAACUAUAAUGCUUUUGUCUCUGAAAGCGGGUGGAGUUGGAUUAAAUCUGACAGCAGCUUCCCGAGUGUUUUUAAUGGAUCCUGUGAGUAAUGGGUUGUUCAUAAUGAUCUGGCUUAAUCUAGGUGAAGCUCCUUUGGUGUUUUCCUAAGAGGUAGAAGGAAAGCCCCUCGAGAAUAAAUUAUACUGAUGAGUAUUCGUUAAAGGGCAAGUAGGACUUUUCUUCAUUUGUUUCCCUGAGAUUUUUUGUUUUAACACUAUAUUUUUGUGUUGUCCAUUUAUUUACUGUGAAUGGAAAGAAGGCUAGUAGGACUACCAAAAGAGUGGUGUGACACCUUACAGUGUAGUAUAUGCUAUCUGUUCCUUCUUUAUUUCUUUCUUAUAUUUUUGAGUGUGGUUUUCUGUACUUCAGUGGUUUUGAAUGUGGUUCAAUAUUUUUUAAAUAUUUUUCAAUAUUUUUGAAUGUGGUUUUCUGUUAACUUCAAAAGCCAUGAAGUGGAAUUUCAGGAAUAUAUAAGUAUAUACUUAAUGCAGUGUUUGUCUGCUCUAGUCUCUUCUGAUGUUAUUGUGAAUUUAUUUAUAAAUAAAGACAUUACUCUGAGGUUACUUUUUGUAGUCUUAGGAGACUAGUAAUAUUUAAACUUCGGAAUUUUUUUCCUUUCAUUAAAGCACUCAGGAACACAAAACUACUUGUAAGGAAUAAAAAUGUAAAUUACAUUUAUUGAUAGCAAAAUGGUAUUCUUAACAAAAUUGGUUCAUGUGUUGUGUUGUUGUACAAAAUCAAAGUUUUUCUGUUCACUUCCUCCACCACUGUUUAUUCCUCUGAUGUCCUAGUUUUUUGGCAGUUGGAAACCGAGACAAAUUCUGCACUUAAAAAACAAAACCAAAGUAAAUGAAAGUAAUGGUGUAUCUUUGGACUUGGGCAUCUGUACCAAUAGUAAACAAAAAGUACUACCUUGGACAUCACUUUAGUGAUAAUAAUAGCAUGAAGACAAAAGCUAUUUAUUUAAUAAACUAAAGGGAUUACAUUUUAGUAAGAGUACGGAGAAGUUUUUUCCUGAAUCGCAGUGCAUCUUUACCCACGUUGUUUCUCUGUGUGUUGCAUUGAUGUGUUCAGCUGGAAGGGACCUACAUGACCACCCCACCAUCUAGUCCAACCACUUCACUUUUUUAACAAUUCUCUGAAUAUUUGUGGAAACAGCAAGAGAAUUUCAAUUUUCUGUGAAGAUAAUAAAUGAGGUAUAAUGCAUUGAGUAUUGCAGCAAGCGGUUGUAAGAAAGAAAGCUGAGCCUUGUUAACGCUGAGUCAUCUACAGUAUAUAGUUAUACCUCACAAACCAGAGCCAAAUAAAAUUGCAGCCUUUAUAGACCAUUGAACAGCAUCUUCUCAUCCUGCUGGUAACCAUCCUGUGAUGGUAACCAUCCCAAGUGGCAGUGGUUGACUACUUGUAUUUGAUGGAGGUGUAGUGGGACCACAUGAUUCUUUAUGACCUCCCUUUUGAAUAGUCAAUGCCAAAUGAGAUCCAGUCACACAUUAGCAUUCCUUGAAGUGCAUUAGUAGCAAUAGUAGGAAUUAAAAAGCAGAAAUACCUUGAGCCAGUAGAGUAACCAGUUUUUCAAAUUCUGUGAAUUUGUUGUAGCACUGUAGCUUAGAGGUCUGCAUUCCUUCUCUGAGAGGUGUAAUAUGACAGUGCAAGGGAGGAAUAUUUAUCCAGCCAUAGAUUACUUUCUCCCUUCCCCCGCUUUUUUUGAAUUAUUUGUUUACUUCUUUAAAUACAAUCAUAGCUGCUGAAUUCUUACCUUUAGGAAGAAAUACAAACCUUUAAUGUAAAAGUAUCAUAAGUAUGCCGAUGUUUCUCUAAGGCUCAAGUUUCUUUGUAUUUUCCCACGUAAAAUACAGUAUCCUUUGUAUGAGAUUGCGGAAAGGGAUAGAGGUAUUGCAAUUCAUUUUUCCUUUGCAGGAUUGAUGAGAGAAGAGUGAAAGUAGCACAUUUUGGUUUUCCUCAACUACAGCAAAGAUAGAAUGGAACAUGCUUCUGCAUGUUUGGACCAGGUGUUUCCUCCAGACAUCAUCUUGUUCAUACAGUUAGAUUAAUAUUACAAUGACUUGCCAUACAUAGCUUGCCAGGAAUGUUCGUCUUGCAUUGACAGACAUAUAAUUUGUUAUACUUUUGAUCACUACCAUAGAUUGGAGAAACAAGACUUGUCUGGCUUUUAUCUUGCAACUUGAUGUCUCUGCUUGUGUGUAGGCAUUGGAGUUUCUUAGAAUCUAAAAUGAGUCAUUCAGAGUUCUUAGGUAACUUGCAGUAUGUGGAUGACAUGGCAAGGUGAGUCCGUUCAAUGAGACUUGCUUAUCAGAGACAGAACAUUAUUACAGUUUAGGUAGAUCUAAUUAUCUACUCUGUGAGAACUAGUUGUACUGUACCUUUAGAUAGAAAAAACAUGCUCGAAAAAUGCACAGACUUGGCAUUUCACAAAUCCUUAGUGUUAAA
Molecule: messenger RNA, 5103 nt
Organism: Myiozetetes cayanensis
Lineage: Eukaryota; Metazoa; Chordata; Aves; Passeriformes; Tyrannidae
Gene: HLTF
Product: helicase like transcription factor
Exons: 21
Coding region: 90-2705 (871 amino acids)
Molecular function (GO): nucleic acid binding; ATP-dependent chromatin remodeler activity; zinc ion binding
Source: RefSeq, a predicted model, not a curated record